GGACCUCUUGGUGCCUCCAUAUAUUCCGUGGAACAGCAGACACCUUUAAAUUUACGGUUCUUAUUUCCUCGACUCUCCCCUCGUCUGUAAUCUCUCCUCUAUUUGCUCGAUCUCUAUCAGAAAACAACCAUGGUGUGCGACAAGUGCGAGAAGAAGCUGGCGAAGGUAAUCGUGCCGGACAAGUGGAAGGAGGGCGCCAGCAACACCACCGAGAGCGGCGGCCGAAAGAUCAAUGAGAACAAACUCCUCUCCAAGAAGAACAGAUGGACACCUUAUGGAAAUACCAAGUGCAUGAUUUGCAAACAACAAGUACACCAAGAUGCAAAAUAUUGUCAUACUUGUGCAUACUCUAAAGGGGUGUGUGCCAUGUGCGGGAAGCAAGUGCUGGAUACAAAGUUAUACAAGCAAAGUAACGUAUGAUGACUUUCUUGGAUCACAAUGUUUAUAAUUUCUUAGCUUGCUUGGUUUGCAGCGUGCUAUAGUUAAAAUUGCUUCAGACAAAGGCCACAUGGAACCGGUGAAUGGAUGUUGAUCUGUACCUCUUAUCAAUCUACAAAUGAUUGGACCCGUUGUUUGUGAGAUGAUUAGCAUAUAAUCAUAAUCCUAGUGGAAUCAGUAGUAUUUAGACCUA
Messenger RNA from Musa acuminata AAA Group (dessert banana), 631 nucleotides. RefSeq lists its product as uncharacterized. The transcript is spliced from 4 exons. Gene Ontology annotation, molecular function: microtubule binding. Bases 130 to 420 code for a protein of 96 amino acids. The record is from RefSeq and is a predicted model, not a curated record. Gene Ontology annotation, biological process: cytoplasmic microtubule organization. NCBI's taxonomy places the organism in Eukaryota, Viridiplantae, Streptophyta, Magnoliopsida, Zingiberales, Musaceae.